Molecule: messenger RNA, 672 nt
Organism: Ceraceosorus bombacis
Lineage: Eukaryota; Fungi; Basidiomycota; Exobasidiomycetes; Ceraceosorales; Ceraceosoraceae
Source: the annotation of a GenBank genome assembly
AUGACGACAGAGACCACGCCGAACGGUGAAAAUGUCGAGCGAGGAGCAAAGUUAAAGUUGGCACUUGCUGCGAUCGAUCAGCUGAUAGCUGCGCAGCCUGCGGCAGAGGAGUUAGCCAGCAAUUGGCCUGCAUUCCAGCCUCUUGCAAGAGCACUCGACAGUGGCAAAUUGUGUCCGCUCCACCCACGCGGCAUACCGCUGGCCACUGCGGUGAGUCGAGCCUGCUGAUUGCCACUCGAUGGUGGCAACACCAGCCCUACGCAGACACGCAAGCUUGCCCUACUCUUGCGAAUUCAUGGUCAUUGAUAUCAUCGUCACCACCUCCAGGUGCGGUCGCUCAAAGCCAAAUGGCACGGCGAUGGAAGCUGGCCUCUGCUAGGAAGUGAUGAAGUCUGGACCCCAACUCAGACGGCCGUUGGUAUUCCCGGGGCUGAUGUCAGCGCUGGCAUUGCCAUGCCUCCCAGAAGCGUCCAUCCUUGCAGGUUGCUCCUCCGACCGAUGGGCGUUUUCAGCUUUCAGCCACCACAACAACAAGAAGCUCAGCCGCACAACGAGUUGAUCAACCACCAGAUAUGCAAGCAAGACCCAGAUUCGGAAGAAGUGGCAAGACGGUACCGCCUUCGCGGUGUUUACGUCGCAGAGGCAGGCAUUCCCCCUGAUGCUGAUGACUGA